AUGGACAUGAUAGCUUUGGCUGAUUGGUCAAGAACACUGUCAUUCUUUGACGCAAAUGGUCUUCAGGUUCAAAAUGAUCGAAACCUUACAUUUGAUCCACUCUUUAUGUCUCAGUUUGAAAACACUCCCGAUAACUCCUUUAUUCUUGUUGGCGGCUCUAACAAGAAGGUGAUGCUGUUUACCUUGGAGGGAUCUUAUCUUGAUACAAUUUCAACGCAAAACAGUUGGGUUUGGGCUUGCAAGACACAUCAAAACAAAAUGGCUAUCGGUUGUCAGGAUGGCAGUUUGUCAGUUCAAGAACUUUCACUGAUGACUGUCCAUUCUCUAUACAAAGAUCGUUACGCCUGUCGUGAUACAAAUUGUACCGAUAUACUUAUUCAGCAUUUGCUUACGGGAGAAAAAGUUCGCAUCAAAUGUCGCGAUUUGGUUAAGAAAAUUGCCGUUUACGAAAAAACUUUGGCCAUUCAAUUGCCUGAAAGGGUUAUUCUGUACGAGUUAAGUGAUGACUCUGGUACCACUGAUAUGAACUACAAAGUGAAAGAGAAGAUCAGCAUUAAGAUUGAAUGUUCCCUUUUGGUGCUGUGUUCGUCAAACUUGAUCCUCUGUCAAGAGAAGCGACUGCAGUCAUUGUCCUUUUCAGGACAGCUAGAAAAAGAGUGGCUAUUUGAAUCACCCAUUCGGUACAUAAAGACAAUCGGCGGAGUGCCACGACAUGAAAGCCUUUUGGUUGGUCUAAAGAAUGGACAAAUUCAGAGUAUCUUUCUUCACAACAUGUUUCAAAUCGACGUUAUAAGGCUCUCUCAUUCUAUUCGGUGUAUUGAUCUAAACUCGAAGCACCAGAAAAUUGCCGUAAUUGAUGAAAAGAAUAAGUGCUUCAUCUAUGACUUGUCAACUAAGCAGCAACUGUUUGAGGAGUCUAACGUCACCAGCAUUGCUUGGAAUGCUAAUUUUGAGGACUUGCUUUGCAUCGCCGGUCCUGGUUUUAUUGGCGUAAAGGCCGAACAUUUGCCCAUUCAAAUAGUCAACAACCAGGCGUUUAAAAUUGCUCAUGAUUUUCCAAAUCUAAAGUCUGACGUCUACUUGCCAUAUGCUUUGUGGCUGGCGGAGAAUGAGCGAUUUAUUGAAGCACAACAAGGUUAG
Rhagoletis zephyria (snowberry fruit fly) is the source of this 1140-nucleotide messenger RNA. The record is from RefSeq and is a predicted model, not a curated record. NCBI's taxonomy places the organism in Eukaryota, Metazoa, Arthropoda, Insecta, Diptera, Tephritidae.